This is a messenger RNA of Pseudonaja textilis, 382 nucleotides long. The record is from RefSeq and is a predicted model, not a curated record. Lineage: Eukaryota; Metazoa; Chordata; Lepidosauria; Squamata; Elapidae.
GGUCCCCUCCAUUCUCCGCUGGACUCGGCCCGGGGCACACGGCACCACGGCCUGGUGGAACGGGUGCAACGGGAUCCCCGCCGGAUGAUCUCGCCGCUGCGACGUUACGUACGACAAAUCGACAGUUCUCCUUACAGUCCGGCAUACCUGUCCCCUCCUGCUGAGCCCAGCUGGAGAAGGACGAUGCCGUGGAGCAAUUUCUCCGCGGAGAAAGAACGCUUGUUUCGACUGCCAGCCUCACUCAACAGGACAAAUUCGGACUCGGCCCUGCACACCAGCGUGAUGAACCCGAACCCACCAAACACCUACCUGGGACCCUCCCAGGCGGGGCCCCCUCCCAAUCGUAAGAGCGGUUACCUAGAUACAGAUACGGAUAGCAAAG